AUGGCCGCCGGAGCGGCGGGACGCCGGAAGGAGGCCAACGCCGGCAGGAGUAGGUCGGCGACGAAGGGUUUGGCGCCGCUUAGCCCGAGGAUCUGGCUCUUCCUCGGCCUCCUGACUCUGCAGUACGGGGCUCAGCCCUUGCUGUCCAAGCGUUUUACCGGGUACUCUACCUCCCCUCCCCUAUUUCGCUCCAUCGUUCCGCCGCCAGAUUUCCUUUCCUCGAUGUAGUCUUGGAAACUUGUCCCAUGGUUUGUCCGGUUUUUGGUUUUUUGAGGUACUGGUUGACAGAUUGCUGCGUCAUGAGAAUGACAGAGAAAAGAGACCUUUCCCUUCGUGAUUAGAUCAGUGUAAUCUGUUCGGCUUAGAAGAGAAGGAGGUAGUGAUGUACGGGGAUGGAUUGCGUUGUCAAUAAUUUUCGGACCGAUUACUGGUCAUUGAUCCUUGUGGGUGCUGCUGCUAUCCAAAUUAGUUGGCGGUUUUAUGGAUGAAAUGUGAAUUAAUUGAGCUGCGGUUAUGGUUUUUGGCUGUGUCAUGCUCUUGCAUUGUGAGACAGAAGACUUUCUACUCAGGUUCCUGAGUACACCAUGUUAGGUAGCUGCUGAAAUUUUUAAGUCUGUCAUUGUGGCCCUCUGAAGAUUGAUAUGCCGAUAGGAACUUAACUUUGUUGUUCUAGUUUUCUCCUUAAGAGGAGUGGAAUGAUCCCAUUUUCUCUUAGGAGGUAACAUCUUGGGCUCUUAGCAGGUAGCAAGUUAAUUCUAGAUUUUCUCUGAAUCCUAAUAAUAAGGCUCUGCUUCUUCAGCCUUCUGUGAACGCAAUUGGACUUCUGUUAAUUCCAUCUCCUUGGCAUUCCUGAUAUCCUCUACUUUUGCUGCUAUGCAAAGCUCUUCAUGAAUCGUGGCAAUAUUGAAGGCUUCGUUGAUGUUUCUUGCCCGACUAACCUUAAACUUCGGUUGAGUUUCACCUCCAAGUUUACUGGCAAUGCAGUUAAUGUUGAAUCUCUCUGGAAGCCCUCGUCCAUCAUUGAAUUGUUGUGAGUGGAAGCAAGAUUUAUUGGAUCUGAGGAUCCACUCUGCAUUGGAUCGAACACAGCUCUAGAUCUGAGAUAUGAAAAUUGAAGAAAAUGUUAGAAGUGAUUCAUUUCAAUCAGAAGUUCACUAAAGAGAAAGAGAAGAAAGAUUUACGGAUACAGGAGGAAAAGAUGGGGAAGGUGGAAGGGAGAAGAGAAAUCUGAACAGGGAAGCAACUGAAUGAAGUAUUCCUGACGAUUUUUUUAAUUUCCUUCCUCUCACUUAUCGUUCACAUGAGCAUAGGGAAUCUAUACUCGGGCGUUCCCCGGAUAGGUGAGGAAUCACUCUUGUUCCUGCUGUUGACAUCCGGUAAUAACCCCCAGAAAAGGCCCAAGUGUUUCUUAUAAAUCUGGACCUGAAACUACCACCUGGUGGACCCUAGAAAUGGAUGCUGGUUAUUAUACACACUUGCCAACAAGUUGCAGUUACUUUGAUUACAACUAGAGAUAGGAGCCAUUGGAGGAGGUGGGGCGGUUGAUAGACUGUCUAGAUGGUGCGGUCCGGAUGGCGGACAAUCUCUGCUCCUGGUUGGUUGUAGUAGGAGCCUGGUUCAGCUGGGUGACUUAACAUCCAGCGGCACACUAGCUUCCAUUUGCCAAAUCUACUUGUGGUGGCAUGGGGGCUCAGGUGGCUUCCCACCACUGGUGAAUGUGCUUGGCUGAAGAUUUUCUGAAAUUCGUAGAACUCUCAAGGCACGUCCUUUUGAAGAGACUUUGGAUUGGUUCUGUACAUGAAACUUAGAAAAUUAGCAAAAUAUUGGGAUGUAGGCAAACAACUGCAUAUUGUUUUCUGGUCUCAUAUUACAAUUGAAUAUUUGUACACAGGUUUUUUAUUAAAAAAUUGGUAUCCCGGUUUCUGGUUGGACGAGAAUCUCCUUGUCUUUCUCUUAGUAAUGAUGUGAGUAUUGUGUUGUACACUGGUUCACUCAGUUGGUCUUUUUUUUAAUUUAUCAGUGAAUUGCAUCUGUUCACACUGACUUUAUACUUGUAUGUUCUCAGAACUAUGGACAAUUUCAUUAUAUUUAGAUGAGAUGCCGUUUUUUUUAUCAGUAGAAUUUUUAGUCAUAGCUGUGGAAUUUUUUUAUUGAGUUAUUCAGCAUUGUCCCUAUAAAGUUAAUAGCUGUCCUAUAUCUCUGUCUACUAUGUAUUUUUGAAGGAAAAUAUCCAUACCAUUUAUAGUAUCUUAUCUGCGACAUAGAUUCCUAUUGUUAAAUAAUAUAGUGACAGCGGUCUUACUUGCGAUCCCCCAGUUUGGGAUCUAUGCAUUUGGUUUUUUGAGUAAGUUCUUUUCUAUAAAAUUCAGAGAUCUAGCAUCUACAUUACAUUGCAAUGUUUUAGUAAGUUCCUGGAUAUCUUCCCUGACUUGUAGUUGAUGUCAACUGGUCCGUAAGCUUUUUUUAAAAUUUUUCUGUAGCAUAGAUAUGUAAGAAAUGAAUAGGUUAAUACGCUCUGAUAUCAGCAUUUUUUCUCUUAACUUUAACAGGAAAGAUGUUAUUGUAACCUCAUCAGUUAUAGCUUGCGAGGCUGCCAAGGUAUCAUUACAAUAUUGCAGUGUAUUGAAAAAGAUGAAAUCAAUUUUUUAAAACUUAAUUCAUUGUUCCACUCAACCAUUUAACAUCUAUUUUCGUCUUUUAGGUUAUAUGUGCCUUGAUAGUCCUGGCAAAAGAAGGUACUUUGAAGAUAGUGUUCAAAGAGUGGUCUUUCGUGGGCUCCCUGAGAACAUCUGGUCUCCCUGCCGCUGUUUACGCUCUGCAGAAUAGCUUGUUACAGAUUUCAUAUAAGAAUCUUGACUCGCUUACUUUCUCAAUGCUCAAUCAGACAAAGAUAUUGUUUACAGCAUUUUUUACGUACUUCAUCUUAGGGUAUGUGUUUCCCAUUUUUUUGUCCCAAUUUAAUAUUUUUUUAUGUUUUUGUAUCAGAUGUUAGUUUAUAGAGCAUCUUGCUAAGCGAAUAAUGGUAACUGUGCAAGGCAUUACUUCAUGCUUUCCCAGGACUAAGAUCCAGUGUAGAGUUUAUGAUUUUCAUCUUGGUCAUCAUCUCUACUCAGAAUAUCAUUAUUGUCUUUCUAUUGUAUCUCUUGAAGAUCUGUUGCCUGGUUUGUUGGUUUCAAUCUUAUUGUUCUUGAUUUGUCGUGAUUUUCUACCUAGGUGUUAACAUGGCAUUAACUUUUUUUCUUGGUAUUAUGGCACAAACUUGGAAACACUGGUUCAUCGUUUUGAGGACUGUCUCUGCUAUGUUGUGUAUUCAUGUCCCCAAGAAGAGAAUUGACAUUAUAGUAGAAGCUACAGCGUCAUGCAUGGAUCUCCAAGAGGCAUGGAGGGUGAAUUAGAAUGGACUCGACAUAUGCAGAACAGCUAUACUAUUCGUGAAACUAAGAGGCCCUGUCUCAAUUAAAGGAUGUAAAACAGAGGAGAUAAUCAUGAAAUUUAUACUUUUAUUUAACUUUUUGUUAAUAAUAGCGAUAAUAACGGCAACUAUUAUGUCAAUAGUUCAUCAAAUUCAUCUAGUUGUUGAUUUCAGAGACAUGAACCCUAUCCUACCAUUUUCCAUAUCACAUAUCAUUUUAUAUCGAGCAAUUGAAAUAUUUUUCUCGUUUUGAACUUCCCUUUUCUUUCUAGGAGGCCUCACUAUUUAUGCUUAUAAAUCUUAAUUGGUGAGCAUACAGCCUUUGAGUACCUAAGCUCAGAUCAAGAUUGUUCAACUGGGCCUGGGGCUCAAGUUAUGCUCUUUUAAUUCUGUCAAGACACAUUUAAAGCUCCCUUAUCAUUGUUAGGGCCUUUUUACUACCUUUGGUAGAAGAAAAAGUAAUUUUUUUUUUGGGUCAGAAGAGUAAAAGAUUGACGUGUGAAGAACAGUAAGCACCUUGUGGCUGCCAUUCCUCUUCCAUUUAUCACCACCAUUGCCAUUGCUUGUUACUGCAAUCCUUUGUCGUUUGUCUGAACUGUUAUUUGUUAAUGUUUAUGUCAGUUGCAGGAUAUGGCACACGUCUGUUCACCCAUGUUGGGGCAAAUAGCUAUGCUUCCCUCAUUUUAUACAACGAUGUUGUCCCAUUUCUCCAACACCCAGCAUUCAUCUUUUCUAUAAAUGUAUUAUCUUGCAUUAUCAUUACACGUUGACUUUUCUACAGUUUGCCGGUAUUCAAGUCACAUAAGUGAUCAUAUUCAGCUCUCUGACAUUUACAGCUCGUUUCUCAUAGCAGCCAUGCGCUCCAGUUCUUAUAUCAGAAACCUUGGUCGUCUGAUGAAAAUGGAGCUAAAUACAUAUACAUACACUAUGUAUCUAACAAUUUUCAGUAGAUGAUCUAUCAAUAAGGAUUAAUAUUUAUUCCAUUACAUUGGAAACAAUGGAAAAAUUCUGUUCGCAGGAACUGAACUCGCCUUGUGACACCUUUCUAUGGUUUGGGUGAUCCGCAGUCAGAAGCAGUCUGCAAAGCAAAUCGGAGCUCUUGGUCUACUGAUGAUAGCCGCCAUACUUCUGAGCAUCGGUGAAAGCUCCACCAAGGGCGUCAGCAGCGCCGGCCCCAAUCAGAUCCUGGUCAACGGGAUAAUCCCUGUUCUUGUUGCUUCUGUUCUGUCCGGUCUGGCUUCCUCUCUGUGCCAGUGGGCCUCACAGGUCAACGCCAUACUGCUCAGAAACAGCGAGGCACCUAUCAACUUUGCCGCACUGUGAAACGCUCUCUGUUUCCAUCACAGGUAAAGAAGCGGACGUCGUACCUUAUGACUGUGGAGAUGUCUGUUUUUGGGACUCUGUGCUUGUUGGCGAGCACUAAUAAAUCCCCGGAUGGAGCGGCCAUCAGGAAGCAUGGGUUCUUCCAUGGGUGGACGGCGUUCACUGUGGUGAUUCUUCUCUGCCAUUUCUCCCCCUUCACCAUGGUGAUUUAUAUUUUUUAGUUCAGAUAUGGUUUUUUUUAGCUCUGAUCCAUCCAUCAGAUGAUGCUAUUUUUUACUGGGUUUUUGAUUGCUUUUUAUUUCCGAAAUAUGAAACAUAGGUCAAAAUCUUGUUGAAUAUUUUCUAAAGGUGGAGAUUAUUUUCAUGAUAUAAUACGAAAUGUUCCAAAUGUUCCUGGAAAUUAUUGUUCCCAUUGGACCAUUCUUUCUUAUGAAGAGAAUGAAUCUUUUUAAUUGAAGGAUCAGAAAAAAAUCGGUCUUGAAAAUAAAUGAGCUCUUAGUUGUAGAGUAUUAUUCUCGUCAGACUUGAUUACCUUUUUGGGUGCAUCGAGAAAUGGAAAAAUGGGAGCUUUUACUCUGAUCCUUCCAUCAGAUGAUGAUAUAAUUUAUUGGGUUUUUUAAUUGCUUUUUUUAAUCCGAAAUAUGAAACAUGGGUCAAUAUCUUGAUGAAUAUUUUCUAAAGAAGGUGGAGAUUAUUUUCAUGAUGGAAUUUCUUUUUGGGUGCAUCGAGAAAUGGAAAAAUGGGAGUUUUUACUCUGAUCCUUCCAUCAGAUGAUGAUAUAAUUUAUUGGGUUUUUUAAUUGCUUUUUCUAAUCCGAAAUAUGAAACAUGGGUCAAUAUCUUGAUGAAUAUUUUCUAAAGAAGGUGGAGAUUAUUUUCAUGAUAUAAUUUCUUUUUGGGUGCAUUGAGAAAUAGAAAAAUGGGAGUUUUUACUCUGAUUCUUCCAUGAGAUGAUAUUUUUUAUUGGUUUUCUUAUUGCGUUUUUUUGGUCCGAAGUAUGAAACAUGGGUCGAUAUCUUGAUGAAUACUUUUCUAAAGGAGGGGAGGAUCCCAUGAUUUUUAAUCAAGUGGGAAUUAUUUUCAUGAUAUAAUUUUUUUUGGAAAUGGAAAGAUAUUUCUAUUUUGGGAAAAAAUCCUGGUGAUAUUAUUUUAAAUGGGUUUUGCUCCAUGAAAUGAAGUGAAUUUUCAAUUAUUUUAAUUAGGAAAAAGAAUUUGUGUUGAUAAUUUCUCAAAGUGUGAGCAUUGAUUAGAGGUUUCUGUAAGUUCCUCCCCUAAUCAGUUGAUUACCCUCUCUUUGCCUCAGAUUCCGAUUCUAUCGAAUGCCAUCGGUGGGAUCCUUGUUGGCCUUGUCACGGCCCACGCUGGGGGUGUGAGAAAGGUAAGGCUCCUCUCUCUCUCUCUCUCUCUCUCUCUCUCUCUCUCUCUCUCUCUCUCUCUCCUCUAUCUUGCUUUUCAUUAUCCGACACUGAAGGGGGAUAUUUGGUGCAUAUAAAUCUGUAGGGGUUCGUCAUCGUCUCGGCUCUCCUGGUGACGGCGCUUCUGCAGUUCGUGUUCGACGGGAAGGCCCCAUCAGCGUACUGCCUCGCGGCCCUUCCACUGGUCGUCGGCAGCAUCUCCAUCUACCAGAGGUACCCCUACUCUGUCAAGCCCAAGGAAUCCUGA
Spirodela intermedia is the source of this 6396-nucleotide messenger RNA. NCBI's taxonomy places the organism in Eukaryota, Viridiplantae, Streptophyta, Magnoliopsida, Alismatales, Araceae. The record is from the annotation of a GenBank genome assembly.